Molecule: messenger RNA, 2956 nt
Organism: Anastrepha obliqua
Lineage: Eukaryota; Metazoa; Arthropoda; Insecta; Diptera; Tephritidae
Product: transcription factor SPT20 homolog
Exons: 3
Coding region: 1-2676 (891 amino acids)
Molecular function (GO): protein binding
Source: RefSeq, a predicted model, not a curated record
AUGGCCGCGGUCAGCGCCAAUCCCAUCAGCACAAGUUGCCAAAGCAUCGUUUCGGCUAGCGGCCCGAGUGCAGGUAGUUUGGGUACGGUUGUCAUUGGCGGCGCAACACCGGGCCAACGCUCGACAACACACUAUGUCAAUGGCACUGGAAGUUUGGGCCGUCUCAAGUACCAUCACAAACAUAAGAGUCUGGAUGCAAGCGAUGAGGAGCUCGAUUAUUCUCAGUUGUCCCAGUCUACACAUAUCAUUGGACGAGUCAGGUCGGAACGUUUCCUCGCUUCGAAGCCCGAUGAAGAUCGUCGUAGGCGUACUAUCAUAAUUGAAAAGAAGGACGACUCGUACGGUUUCACACUGCAGAGUUAUGGUAUACACUAUAAAAAAGAUCAGGAAGUUGAGAUGAUCACCUACGUCGAUUACGUGGAAUAUGAUGGGCCGGCAUAUAAAGCAGGCAUGCGUGAAGGCGAUGUUAUACUCUCCAUUAAUGGCACUGACAUGGAAAAAGCUGAUCAUAAGACAAUUGUGGAUUUUAUAAAAAGCUCUGAUACGCGCAUGCGUAUGGUGGUACUUUUUGAAGAUUGUGUGCGAAAGGUCGACCUUCAUAUGCGCUACAUACAUUUGCAAAACCUUCUACAUAGCAAAAUGAAUGAAUUGGAACGUAUUUGCCUUCGUGAACGCGAACUACUUGAGGGCAAAUGGAAGACACAUAGUUUGCCCGCACGCAAAAAAGCCACCACAUCACCCACGGACGCUGAAAGCGGCAUUUCGCCUACAGAUGGAGAAACGCAAAAUUUGCCAUACUAUCGACCGGCACUUUCCACCGAAGAUGUUCCUAGCAUGGCCAGGCUUCAGUCGCAACAAGCUAUUAUACCGCCGCCUGCACAAUUUAUGCUUACCUACCAUUAUUUAGAUCCGACUUAUCGCUAUGUAAUGAAGCCAUCUAUUUCCAAUAGCAGCGGGGAGUAUAUUGUUGGCUCUACGAGUGGCCCUGACGGCAUACAACGUAGCCCAAGUGAGCAACAUUUUAUUUUGCGGCACACAGAAUCGUUUGAUAAGGCAACGGGUAUGGCGAAUCUUUCUCAUCGAAGUGGUUUAAGCCAGCAAAGGAACGGUGCUGGAUCUCAAGCACCUAUACCCCCACCAAGAACUUGCGAAAAGCACAAACAACCAAACAAACAGCACUCAGUGGAUCAGCAACAGUAUCAACAACAGCAACAACAACAACAGCCAUAUCAAUUAAAAUCAACAAGUACCACACAGAAGCCACACAAGUCUGGCAAACAUUGCUAUGGGCAUUCCUGCAAUCCUUGCAUUGGCCAUUUUAAAUGGAAGUCGGCAGAAAAGGCAGCCGCUACAGCGAGCGCUGCAGUGAGCGGUGCGGGUGGCGCUGGUGUCGCCAGUGGUAAUGGUAAUAAUGGCAAUUUUGACAAUGUCAGCUUAGAUGCAUACGACUUGGCUAGUCCUUGCUGUGACGCACAUUGUGUGCCAACGCGUCGCCGAACCCGUCACAAAGAACACACGCACAAGCAUAAACAUCGUGAUCGUGAACGUGAUUCAAAAGAUCGUCAGCAGAGGCCCAAAUCACAGACAUCGCACACCUCUCCCGGUACCACGAGGCAUCAUAUGCAUCAUCAUCACCAUCACACAACACAAGAUAUGUUGCAACAGCAGCAGCAGCAGCAGCAGCAACAGCAACAGCAACAGCAGCUGCCACAUCAUCAUCACCAUCAUUUACCGCCACAACAGCAGCAGCAGCAGCAGCAACAAACUCACGGUGCUUGUGAUUCACAUAAUGGCAGUAUACGUUCGCGUUAUUUCGAUUUGACAACAGGUCUAAUGAGCCAUUGUAGCUUACACUCGUGCACCUCUAGUGAGUUUCCGCCAGCUGAUUCUACUUCUUACACUACAUCGCUUAGUACGGACACUUUGUAUUGGGAUCCAAACAGCGAGCACACUGCAUCUCGCCAGCAUUCCACCAAAUCCCGACAGUCUUAUCAACCACAAACGCAACAACAUGCACAACAAUCACAAAGGCCGCAACAUCAACAGCAUUCACAUCAUCAACAACAGCCGGCAGCGCAUGUGCACGGCGUCUAUCAGCAACGAUAUCAUAUAACCGCUACACAGGUUCAACCUUCACAGAUUUAUCCACAAGCAAGUUACGUGCAAAAACCGAAAUCCUGGGAUAAUCUAACAACGAAAGCAGUGAGCGGUUAUGGUUUUGGGUAUGGCUACUUGGAUACGGUAACUGUGAAACCGACAAUGAAAUUGCAAAUCGCGCAACAACGCCAUUCCAUACCACGCAAGAAUCCUUACGGCCGAUAUUCAACUUACACUGAUGUAGAAAAUUAUGCGCCACCACCUUCACAGUUUGUUGAAGAACUGAUUACUACCACAACAACAACGAAAAUUAUGGCUAAAUCAACGGAGGAGUUGAUUGCAGCUCCUGUACAACAGACACCAUGCGAUUGUAUGACGAAACAGCAGCAACAGGCGCUCAAAGCAGCCCAAUAUCAAUUGAAUCAGGCAGCAAAGGUAUCGCAUCACAAUAGUUGUCAAAUGGGAUACUAUUCACAUCUGCCGCGACCAACUCAAGAUGCAGGCACUUCGACUGUGCAGACUACGACAACUGGUGCAUCGGGAGAUGUUGCGACAGUAUCCGAAGUGACAAGAUUGUAGGCAACGCUCGUUUAGGCCAAUAAACUAGGAAAGCGACAAUUGGUCUAAAUGAUAAUGGAAAAUGUUGGUGAAAAAUAGCCAAGAGAGAAUACAAAAAUGAAAUGGUAUACUGGUUAUGCAAGUAUGUGUAAACAUACAAAUAUACAGGUCAUUAACGCACACACCCUUUGUUAGAAGUGUCGUCAUGCUUCUAUUCCAAUUUGUUGUACGAGUGAGUUAACGUUGCGCUACAAGUGAAGUGUUCCACAAUUUUACCACUCGACCGAACGGUGAGAGGUUU